GGACUAGAAAAAAGUACUUGCACUGAACUUAUUUCGUAACGAAAUAUCAGGGAGGUGCCAAAAAUUCAUGUUUAUUUGUCGUUCCAUCUCUAAAUAUGUAUAUUAUCAGUCAAUGCCGGUUACUGGCACGCAGACAAUAAAUGAUAGAGUACCUUAUAUAAUCAAAUUUCUAUUUGUUAUUUUGAUAUCGCUUUGCUUUUCGUUAGUCCGUAUGGGCUUUAAGUUUAUAUGGCCUAUACGUAACCUUGACUUGUAAUUACAUUACAGUAGUUCAUGUUUAGAAUAUUAAAGUUAUUUGGUUUUCAUAUUGAAUUAAAAGUAAUUUAAAGGACUGUGGCACGAAGCUGAUCCAAAUAGGAAGCCUGUUUACGCUUUGUUGCCAUGGUGACGACAAAUAAACAAACAUUAUGGUUUCGCUCAAACUGCAAGCGCGUGUGAUAAACAGCUAACAUUAAAGAGAGAUAUCUGUUAAUACUCAAAAGGUGUUUAUUAUUAAUUAUGGAUUUUAAUAUCAUGGAUAAACUACGUAUUCUGAAAAUCGAUACGGAGCUACGACCGCAAAUCAAAAUGAAGCCAAUGAGUCGGUAUUACUUUAUUACAUCGACGAAUCCUGGAGAACAAUUCUUUGUUUUUGCCUCGACAGCCGCGUGGCUUAUAAGAAAAAUUGGUAAGGAAUUCGACCAGCCUCACGAAGAAGACGAUCCGAACACAACCAUAGCAUCCAUUCUUGAAAUUUUACGUGAAAAAGAUAUUUCAGUUGACUUUUCGUCUCACAAGCUUAAACAAGGUUAUGGUGAUCAAGUUUGCUAUAUUUUAAAUGCAUUAGCUGAUGAGGCCAUAAAGGUAGAGAACUUUGAAUGGGAGAAACCUGUUGUUAAUAUCCCUGAUACAGAGGAAUCCGCAGAUGACGUGGAUCAAGUUGAAGAUGAAACCGAAAUUAUUUUAGAUAAAAUAGAAGAAGAAAUGGCUAUUUAUUCAGAAGAAUCGGAAGGCGAGGAUUAUGGUAAUAUAGAAGAAAAAGAACAAAAUAAUGUUACUAAUAAAGUUCACGAUUGGGAGGCCUGGAAAUUGGAAUUAGAAAGAGUUGCUCCAGCAUUAAGGUUAAAAAUAUCAGCUGAUGGUCGGGAUUGGCGAGCUAGACAUGCUCAGAUGAGAUCAUAUCGAGAUGAACUAUUUGACAGAUUUAAAGUAACAGGUACUCAGUUAAACAAACUUCACAGUAGCAUUAGUUCUGUGAUGGACAAAAUAGCAGCAAGGGAAAACAUUUUAAACGAGCAAUUUGAACCAAUAGUGCGAAAAUAUGGAACGCUUUUGGAUGAAUUGAAUAAAGUAACCAAUGAAUACAAGGAAGCCAGUGUUGGCGUGACUGAGAGACAAGAAACACUGAACGAGCUAACGGCUAAAGUGGAAAACAUUAAACAGAGGACAGAGUCGAAGGGAUCAUCGAUGAAUGACAAUUCGCCUUUAUUGACCGCUAAAAAGGGCGUUGAAACACUUAGAAAGGAUAUUCAAGAAUUAGAUUUCCAGAUUAUUAUUUUGCUCUGGCUGCUAAUAUCAAAAGAAAAUCCUAAAAGUAACAGUUACUUAGGAAGCGCUGAAUCUAGAAUGGUCAGUGCUGAGGCUUAUUAG
Molecule: messenger RNA, 1629 nt
Organism: Nymphalis io (European peacock)
Lineage: Eukaryota; Metazoa; Arthropoda; Insecta; Lepidoptera; Nymphalidae
Gene: IFT57
Product: intraflagellar transport protein 57 homolog
Exons: 1
Coding region: 499-1629 (376 amino acids)
Biological process (GO): non-motile cilium assembly; intraciliary transport
Cellular component (GO): centrosome; Golgi apparatus; cilium
Source: RefSeq, a predicted model, not a curated record